UGUUUUCACCUGGCAAGAGUUCCUGAGCAGGUAACUAUGCCGUUGGAGCGUUUUCGGUUACGAUGAAUAUCGGACGAUACAUCCGACAAAAAGAUCAGUGGUCCAGGUUUACACUCAUCAUCAGGAGAGACAACAGAGCAUUUGUUGAGGUUUAACACACCAAAACAGUUCUACUUACUGCCAUUAUAUCACUACACAUAUCACGUCGUGCUCCCUCUCUCCCUCUCUCUUCCUCACGACUCUCACGAGGACAGAUGGUAAAUCCAUGAUGCUUCAUGAAGAGGUAAAGACAGAGAUCCAGACAGCAGCAUCAUUGUGGAUGUGAAAUCACAGCUUUCUGAGAGUCAAACGGAGAACAUCCUCAAUGGAGCAUCAUUCCAGAUCAAUUCAGCAGGGUUCCUCAGGUGGGAAUGCCUCCCUUUCUCCACCGACUCUGAGUCCAGCGAUCCCUCCCUACGUCAAACUGGGCCUGACAGUCGCCUACACCGUCUUCUACUCCAUCCUCUUCGCAUUCAUCUAUGCUCAGCUGUGGCUGGUGUUGCGUUACCGGCACAAACGCUUCAGCUACCAGACGGUGUUCCUGUUCCUGUGUCUGCUGUGGGCGGCACUGCGCGCACUCCUCUUCUCGUUCUAUUUCAGGGACUGCGUGACGGCCAACGCGCUCGGACCGUUCUCCUUCUGGCUGCUCUACUGCUUCCCCGUGUGCCUGCAGUUCUUCACCCUCAGCCUCAUGAAUCUGUACUGCGCUCAGGUUUUCUUCAAGGCCAAAUCAAAGUAUUCUCCUCACCUCCUUAAAUAUAAGUUUCCUCUGUAUCUGCUGUUUGUUGGUGUGAGUCUGCUGUUUCUCCUGGUCAAUCUGACAUGUGCUCUGCUGGUAAAGAUGAGCGGCACACAGGUGAAGACCAUCGUCCUGGUGCGCGUCACCAUCAACGACUCUCUCUUCGUUCUAUGCGCCGUCUCUCUGUCCGUCUGCCUCUACAAGGUGGCCAAGAUGUCUCUGGCCAGCAUCUACCUGGAGUCCAAGGGCACAUCUGUGUGUCAGGUGACCCUGAUUGGUCUCGUGGUGAUAUUACUGUACGCAUCACGGGCGUGUUAUAAUUUAGUGGUCCUGGCUCUCACAGAUAUUGAGACCAUUAAUUCGUUUGAUUACGACUGGUACAACGUGUCCGAUCAGGCGGACCUGAGGUCUAGUCUUGGCGAUGCCGGUUAUGUUGUGUUCGGUGUGAUUCUGUUCGUGUGGGAGCUGCUGCCCACAUCUUUGGUGGUCUUCUUUUUCCGAGUGCGCAAACCUGCUCAGGACAGGAGCGGUUCUGCGAUUCCCAGCCAUGUUUUCACAAAUAGACCAUAUUUCUUUGACAACCCCAGACGUUACGACAGUGAUGACGAUUUAGCCUGGGCUUCUCACACCCAGACCACCUCAACAAGUUUGUCUACAGACUGCUAUGAUUGGGGGAGCCGGAGCAGCAGUUUCCUGGUUCAUUUGGGAGGAGAUGAUCAACGGUCGACCACGGCAACAGCGGGACUACACCGUUAAUGUCACAACUUAUUCAUGUAGUUGUACAGCUAUGAGUAAAUAUCAAUUGCACCGCACUUUAAACGGCCAACUACAUCUGCAUAUACACGCACAAGCGGAUCCGUUAAACAUGUCAAUGAGACCGUGCACUGCAAGUGUAUGUGUCUCAUAGAGCAAUGUGCAAUCGUCAUGGUAACCGCAGCUCUAAACCAUGUGAUCCAACAGAAGAGGACCAUGGCUGUGUUCAGAGGUGAAUAUUAACAUACUGCAACUUCUCAGUGUAUACUGUAUGUGGCAUACUGUUUAAACAAAAACAAAAAAACAGUAGUAUGCUAUAUUGUUUUCACAUGACCUUACGUGUUUGAGUGGCAUCUAGUUAUCAUCUUGGGUUAUUUUGCAUUCUUAAUUACACUCUUGGCAGUCAAAUAAUGAGUAAAAAAGAUUUUCAAAAAAUCAGUUCAUUCGUCACACUGAAAACUGAAGAUUUAAAUUGGGCACAUUGCAUUGUGGCAUGCAGUAUACCACACAGUGUGCUCUUGCAGUAAUCUUCACAUUAUGAACAUUUGUAGUGGGCAAUCCAGGUUUAUAUAUAUACAGAAAAUGAAAUUACUGGAGUACAGUAUGUAGAAAUGCUAGUACGCAAUUCUGAACAUAGACCAUGUCUCCAGAGUGCACUUCUAAACCUUAAUGAUGAUAAUAAUAUAUGUGCGUGUAUUUUCAUACAUCAGAAUUAAGUAUUUAAUUUAAUCAGGAAUUAUUCAAUUAAAUGUAUAUCGUUUUGACGUUAUGUAUUGAUGUUACUUGCUUUGUCAUUAUGUAUCUUAAAAAAAAAAAAAAAAAAAAUUUGUUCAAAAGAAGUAGUUUGUCUACUGAAGUAAAGCACACGUAAAAGUUUACACCGAUGUCUUAAAAUAUUGUAUAUUAUAAAUGCAUUUAAUGUUUAUUUCAGUGAUUGUGUGAAAGGAUGUUUGAUCACAUUAUAAAUACACAAAUGUCAGUGUUCCAAACAGGCGAGACGUUUCCAGCGCUUAUUAACUUAUUAGUCUUCAGUGAAAGCGAGGAUGCUGUGAAAAGUGACUAAAUAACCAAUUAGAACAUAUUUAACCUCUUCAACUCUGCUGACCGGGUACCGGGUCCAUGGGCAGGACCAGGAGUGCAUAAUAAGUUUAUGAUUACAAAAUAAAAGUCCCUGGAUGCACAAGUCACUCAUGUGUGGUACCAUUUGAAAGAUUAGAGUCGGAACUUUUCACAGAAUACCAAUAACAAGAUAAAACUUGAAAACCUCCGUUUCACAAAUGAGCGGCAUCUUUUGGCGUCACACUUUACAAUACAUUUCCAUUCGUUAACAUUAGUUAAUGCAUUAGGUAUCAUUAACAAUACAUUUCUUACAGCAUUUAUUAAUCUUAGUUAAUGUUAGUUAAUAAAAAUACAAUUGUUGAUUGUAAGUUCAUGUUAGUUCAUAGUGCAUUAACUAAUGUUAACAAAUACAACUUUUGAUUUAAACAAUGUAUUGGUAUAUGUUUAAAUGAACAUUAAGAUUAACAGAUGCUGUAAAAGAAUUCUUCAUUGUUGUUUCAUGUUAACAAAUGGAACCUUAUUGUAAAGUGUUAUCUCUUUUGGUAAUGAUGUAGAAAUAUAAAUAUGAAUAUAAAAGUGUUUCAUAUUGCACUUAAAUAGACAUGUCAGGGACUGGGUAUCUCAGUGAGUACUGACGCUGACUAUCACCCCUGGAGUUGCGAGUUUGAAUCCAGGGUGUGCUGAGUGACUCCAGCCAGGUCUCCUGAGCAACCAAAUUGGCCCGGUUGCUAGGGAGGGUAGAGUCACAUGGGGUAACCUCCUCGUGGUCGUGAUUAGUGGUUCUCGCUCUCAAUGGGGCGUGUGGUAAGUUGUGCGUGGAUCGCGGAGAGUAGCAUGAGUCUCCACAUGCUGUGAGUCUCCGCAGUGUCAUGCACAACGAGUCACGUGAUAAGAUGCGCGGAUUGACGGCCUCAGAAGCCACCCAGAUUGAGGUGAGUAACCGCGCCACCACGAGGACCUACUAAGUAGUGGGAAUUGGACAUUCCAAAUUGGGAGAAAAGGGGAUUAAAAAAAUAAAAUAAAAAUAGACAUAUCAAAUGAAAGCUCUCAUUCUCAGGAAUGUGAAUAUGCAGUAUAUUUUGUUGUCUCGUCUCAUGUCUGCAAUUAUCACCGCUUCGGUAAGCCCAAAUAGCAACAAACUCUAUAUCAACUUUUACCUUAGGUUGUUUUCUUUAAAAUUAGCUAUUGAUCACUUGUCUGUGGCCUUGCUUGAGUAAAUAAUCCAAUGUUAUGUCUCAGAUCUGCAUAUUGUGAUGUAAGGUGAUAGAGGACAAAUAAUUUUUCCUAGUACUUGCUGCCAUUUAGUGGAAUGAAAUAAGACUUAUGCAUGGAGAUAGAGCAAACAGAACCAGAAUUAUAUGAUUAUGCUAAAAAAAUAAAUAAAAAAAGACUUUUUAAAAUUAUGUUCAUCUUAAGAAUGUAAACACAGUAUUAUUUAUGAAUAAUGGUUAUCUUGUUUUUUUAUAUUUGGGGGACUUUCUGUAAAAUGAGACCAAUUAUUUUGCAGUUAGUCCACUUUAUGUGAGGAAGGUGAGCUUUUAAGUUUUGGUGUGAAAAAUUGCAGCUGCAGCCAAAAAAUGAUUUGAAGUUGAAGAGGUUAAUGUUUAAUAUGCAGUUAUGUGGAGAGGGGUGUUGGACGGCGGGGUUGCCCAAUGCAAUGCCACAGAAACCAAGCGAGUGACAAAAUUGGCUAGUUCUCAAAAACUCAGAUUUACAUGCUAGCUUUUGCUAUCGCGUUGGCGCUUUAACCUGGUUUGAACACUGUGUAAAUGAUUUGGUGUUUACAUAGACUAGUAUACAUGUUGAAACACUGAAAACAAAAAGACAAAAAUGCUGUAAGUGACAACCAGAUAAAUUUAUUUAUUUCUGUUAAAUAAAUAAUCUUGACAAACACACAAUACAGAA
Molecule: messenger RNA, 4495 nt
Organism: Myxocyprinus asiaticus (Chinese sucker)
Lineage: Eukaryota; Metazoa; Chordata; Actinopteri; Cypriniformes; Catostomidae
Gene: gpr137bb
Product: G protein-coupled receptor 137Bb
Exons: 9
Coding region: 365-1534 (389 amino acids)
Biological process (GO): negative regulation of bone resorption; positive regulation of TORC1 signaling; negative regulation of osteoclast differentiation
Cellular component (GO): lysosomal membrane
Source: RefSeq, a predicted model, not a curated record